UCUCCGCGCGUGCGAACCGCUCCCGCGUGUUCAGCAAUCUCCGUCUCCUCGUCUCUCCGCGUGUCCCCGCGUCUCUCCGCGUGUCCCCGCGUCUCUCCGCGUGUCCCCGCGUCUCUCCGCGUGUCCCCGCGUCUCUCCGCGUGUCCCCGCGUCUCUCCGCGUGUCCCCGCGUCUCUCCGCGUGUCUCCGCGUGUCCCCGCGUUAUCCCUGUGUGUCCCCGCGUUAUCUCCGCAUCUCUCCGCGUGUCCCCACCUCUCUCCGCGUGUCCCCGCGUGUCCCCGUCUCUCUCCGCGUGUCUCCGUCUCUCUCCGCGUGUCCCCGUCUCUCUCCGCGCCUCUCCGCGUGUCCCCGUCUCUCUCCGCGUGUCCCCGUCUCUCUCCGCGUGUCCCCGCGUGUCUCCCGGGUGUCUCCGUCAUGGCGGGGGAGGUGGUGGUGGACGCACUGCCCUACUUCGACCAGGGCUACGACGCGCCGGGUGUCCGCGAGGCGGCCGCUGCGCUCGUGGAGGAGGAGACGCGGCGAUACCGCCCGACCAAGAACUACCUGAGCUGCCUCCCCCCUCCCGAGCUGAGCGCAUUCGAGACGGAGAUCAUGCGUAAUGAGUUUGAGCGUCUGGCUGCCCGACAACCCAUGGAGCUUCUGAGCAUGAAGAGGUACGAGCUGCCCCAGCCCCUGGCGGGCCAGCGGAACGACGUGUCGGCGUGGCAGGACAGCGUCGCCAACUCGUGCGCACAGCUGGAGCACCAGGCCGAGCGCAUCCUCAACCUCACGCUGCUCGGCUCGCACGGCACAAACGCGUGGCGCGCGCACACGCAGUUUCUGUCUCAAAUGGCUGAGCAAGCACAGAAGGAGCUGCAGAAACUGAGGAAGGACAUCCAGGACAUAAACUGGCAACGCAAGAGCGAGCAGCUGAGCACCGGGGUGGAGCUACGGAGGAUGGAGACACAGUGGGCGACCCUGGUGAGCAAGAAUUAUGAGAUUGAGCGAGCGGUGCUGCAGCUUGAGGCGGAGGUCGCCUCGCUCAAACAAAAACAACCGCAACAAGCACCGCAACAAGCACCGCAACAAGCACCGCAACAAGCACCGCAACAAGCACCGCAACAAGCACCGCAACCACAAGGCGAGGAGGAGGAAGAGGAGAAGAUGGCACCCUGACCCCUUCAUGACAACCACGCUCAUACACCAUGGCAACCAAGCAACACCCACACACGACCCACUGUGUCUGUGAUAACCAUGCAACACCCUGUCGCCGUGGCACGUGCACAACACCGAGACGUCACUGUGACCAGACAAAGUGCACACACCCUGUUGUCACCAUGAUAAUCGCACAUCACCUCGAUGUCUCCAUGACAACCACACAACACCCACAUACCGUUGUCACUGUGGCAACCACACAACACCCCAAAUUUACCGCACAGCCACACAUCAACCAUCAUGGGGCGGUCCCCCCCCCCUUGCCAUCACGCCGUCACCGCACCAGAAUAAACACUGACACUCA
Messenger RNA from Lethenteron reissneri (Far Eastern brook lamprey), 1498 nucleotides. It is a transcript of the gene BCAS2, whose product is annotated as BCAS2 pre-mRNA processing factor. Gene Ontology annotation, cellular component: catalytic step 2 spliceosome; precatalytic spliceosome; Prp19 complex. The record is from RefSeq and is a predicted model, not a curated record. NCBI's taxonomy places the organism in Eukaryota, Metazoa, Chordata, Hyperoartia, Petromyzontiformes, Petromyzontidae. Gene Ontology annotation, biological process: mRNA processing.